UCACCGGGCACUUGGGUACUCGUCCAUGAGACCUGGUUGGACGCGCAACACGGAAACAAAGGCGUGCUUCACUGGUCGGGCCCAUAUGUCGUCCACGAACGAUACGCCUCAGGUUCCUAUUGUCUGAAGGAGCUCGACGGCACCGUCCUCAAAGAGGCGGUCACAGCUAAUCGUGUCAAGCUUUUUUAUUACAGG
Laetiporus sulphureus 93-53 is the source of this 195-nucleotide messenger RNA. RefSeq lists its product as uncharacterized. Lineage: Eukaryota; Fungi; Basidiomycota; Agaricomycetes; Polyporales; Laetiporaceae. The transcript has a single exon. The annotation marks the transcript as partial. The record is from RefSeq and is a predicted model, not a curated record.